UUCCUUUUAUAAAUUAUCAGAUUUUAUGUGUGCUAGUCACGUAAUUUAGAACUCUAUCCGUCCAUAGCUGGUCUGAGCAGACGCAGCAACUGCCUUCCCACCUGUUUGUUUACCUUAGCAACCAUGGCAGAGACGGUUCAAGAUGUUUCUGAAGCAGAUAAGCGACAUCUCGUUGAACUCGUCAAAGAACUCAGACGCUCCAAUGCGGUGCUACGGGCAGAAACUGAUAUGUAUGAGCGGUAUAUAAGCCGCUUGGACCCCAGGGACUUGGUUCCUCAGCCUUUAUCAGAUUCUCUGGGGGCAGCUGCAGCAUCACAGUUGGAGAUUGGAGGGGGCCGUGGGAGAAAGAUGAAAACACGGACAACGGCUCUGGAGCAGUUACAACGUCUGACAUUGGAGCAAAAGUGUGACGUGGCACAGAGAGAGUUAGAUGAAACCAAAGAGGACCUGGAGAAACUGAAGGAGAGCUCAGAAAGAGUACUCCACAACUAUAAGGCAACUCUGGAGGAAGCAGAUAUUCGACUUGUGGAGGUCAAGAAAGCAAGUUAUGAGUUUGACCGUGAUGUCGCUAAGGUGUUGAGGGAGAAGAGAGGUGUCAUGAUGGGUGCAGAGAAGGUCAUUCGUUAUUUUGAGGACAGGAUGAGAGCAAAGGACACACUGGUUGAGAAGUUGCGGUUGAAGAAUGCAGCUCUCCAUGUGCAGAAGAGGAAGUUGCAGUUACAGCUACGGCAGAAAGAGGAAAUGGGUGAAGCCCUGCACGAGGUGGAUUUCCAGCAGCUCAAGAUCGAGAACAGCCAGUAUCUCGAACGCAUUGAUGAAAGAAACCAGGACCUCCUGCGCCUAAAACUCCUGGCAGGAAACACCCUACAGGUUCUCAACUCCUACAAGAAGAAGCUGCAGAGCAUGACAUGUGAGUCAAAGCUGCUUAGUAGUGACAUCACCUCCCGUAAGGAGAUGCUGGUGAAGAUCGAGGAGGAGACACUGCAGGCAGAAGAGGAGCGAGCCAAGGCAGAGACUCUUAACAGGAAGCUGCGAGGCCAGCUGGCAGAUUUCCGUGUUCCCCACGUGCUGCAAUACAUCACAGCUAAGGCCUCCCAUAGUCAGCUCGAGCAGAGUGUCCGAGCCUGGGAGCGAAAAGUUGAAAUAUCUGAGAUGGCUCUGAAGACACACACCAAGACCUGGAACAAGCUGAAGGAAGCUGCAGGAGCAGGACCAGUCACAGCCCGGUGAAUCCGCACAUGCUUCCUAAUAAAUAUAUUCUCUGCAAAUAUUCAAUCAUCCAAAGCAGUCAAAAAUCCAUCAGUCUCUUUUGUAAACUAGCGGAGAUAUGCCCUUAUAAAGUAACUCAUGUGUUUUGGCUGUUUUUAACUUUCUGUAUAUGGAACAUUUGUAGAAUGGUUGAACAAUCAUGUUUUAAGUCACAAUUGAAAUUAUCGCUUGUAGUAGGGUGGUUAAGCUGAUAAAUCGUUCAUUUUUUGAUAAAAACACAAAAUAUGUACCCUGAAAAGAUUUCAAUAUGGAACCACCCCAGAUUUGACCUCUGUGGGGUGUGGCAGCCAUAUUUUUAAAUGGCCCCCAACUAACAACAUUUUACAAUUCAGAAGGACUGCUUUGUAGUAAAGGCACCAAAUUUGUCAUAGACCCUAGAUUUAUGGUCCCUGAAAAGAUCUAGAUAUGGAGCCACCACAGAUUUGGCCCCUGGGGCUGUGGAGGCCAUCUUACAAAAUGGUUGCCAAUGGUAACACUAUGGUAGCCUUAGAUACCCUUAAAAUAUUUAGAUGUGGCGCCACUGCAGAUUUGGCCCUGGCAGCCAUCUUACUAAAUGUCCCCAGACUGUACCACUAUUUUGGUGGUGAUUGUUGUUCCGAGAGACCUCCAAAACCAUCAUUAGGGGGUCACAGCAAAGUUGUGAAACCUAUGGUUAUUCUUUGAUUUUAAAACAUUCCUUCACUUGGUCAAAUAACUUAUACAUAGAUUGGCAACUUUUUUUCUAAUUUGACACACAGAAACUAGAGGCAAUAAGUAACUUGGUCAAAAUGAAUGGCACCGAUUGGCCUAAACUUUGGAUGUGGGCAUCUUUCCUCAUGCUGAACAAAUUUGGCUCAAGAACCCAUCAGGAUAGAUUUUCCUCCAUCUUAGAAAUCUUCUUCUCAUGAACUAUGUCCAAAUAACACCAAAUUCGUAGGCCCAUGGUACAUCUCUUUACUUUAUUUGAGAAAAGCUAUGGUAUUGGUUAAUAAGAUAUGGUGGAGUUAUUGAUAAAUCCAGAAAUCAGAUUGUAUGUGUUCUUUUCAAUCCUUUGUACAUCCACUUCACAAUGGCCUAUUAACUUGAACCUUUAUUUUAGGGUCAUCAGAGAUAUUACCAUGAUGAACCAUGUUACUUUUGGCAUUGAUAUCUUAAAAAAUAAGGAAACUAUCCUGAACAAAAAUAUAAAAACACAACAUGUAACAUUUUACUGAGUUACAGUUCACAUAAGAAAAUCAAUCAAUUGAAAUAAAUUCAUUAGGCCCUAAUCUAUGGACUUCACAUGACCGGGCAGGGGCAUGGGUGGGCCUUGGAGAGCCAGGCCCUGACAAUCAGAAUGAGUUUUUCCACACAAAGGGCUUUAUUACAGAUAGAAAUGCUCCUCAGUUUCAUCAGCUGUCCAGGUGGCUGGCCUUAAGACAAUCCCACAGGUGAAGAAGCCGGAUGUGGAGGUCCUUGGCUGGCGUGGUUUCAAUUGGUCUGCGGUUGUGAGGCCGGUUGGACUUACUUUCAACUUCUCUAAAACGAUGUUGGAGGUAGUUUAUGGUAGAGAAUUUAACAUCCAAUUCUCUGGCAACAGCUCUGGUGGACAUUCCUGCAGUCAGCAUGUAAAUUGCAUGCUCCCUCAAAACCUGAGACAUCUGUGGCAUUUUAUCUGUCAUUUUACCAGGUAAAUUGACUGAGAACACAUUCUCAUUUGCAGCAACGACCUGGGGAAUAGUUACAGGGGAGAGGAGGGGGAUUAUUAGGUGACCGUGAUGGUUUGAUGGCCAGAUUGGGAAUUUAGCCAGGACACCAGGGUUAACACCCCUACUCUUACGAUAAGUGCCAUGGGAUCUUUAAUGACCGCAGUCAGGACACCCGUGUAAUGUCCCAUCCAAAAGACGGCACCCUACACAGGGCAGUGUCCCCAAUCACUGCCCUCGGGCAUUGGGAUAUUUUUUAGAAAAGAGGAAACAGUGCCUCCUACACCACUUCCAGCAGUAUCUGGUCUCCCAUCCAGGGACUGAACAGGACCAACCCUGCUUAGCUUCAGAAGCAAGCCAGCAGUGGUAUGCUGCUGGCAUUGUGCUGUGUGACAAAACUACUCAUUUUAGAGUGGCCUUUUAAUGUCCCAUGCACAAGGUGCACCUGUGUAAUGAUCAUGCUAUUUAAUCAGCUUCUUGAUAUGCCACACCUGUCAGGUGGAUGGAUUAUCAUGGCAAAGGCAAAAUGCUCAUUAACAGGGAUGUAAACAAAUUUGUGCACAAAAAUUCAGGGAUCUUUUAUUUAAUCUCAUGAAACAUGGGACCAACACUUUACAUGUUGUGUUUAUAUUUUUGUUCAGUAUAUUAGCAAUUCAGUUUUUUUUUAUACAAUGUAACACUAUUGCUUAAAAUAAUAUUGUCAUCAAGAGCGUCUGCUAAAUGACUUAAAUGUAAAUGUAAAUAAGUCUGAUUCACUCCAAAUUUGGUCUCAUCACAAUGGUCCCUGAAGAGUUUGAAAAAAAUAGUGUUGAUGCAUUCAAAGACGGCCAAACUAUACAAGUAGAUGAAUAUUAGCACAUUUUAUUUAGACUCAUGAAUGCACAUAAAGGAAGAUAGUUCCUACAUGAUAGUGCUUGCUUUGUUAUCCAACUGGUCUUGUGUCCUUUGCUAUCCUGGGAACCCCAUUCAUUUCUGCUUGCAGCUAUAUUUUAAGAUAAUUACAGUGCAUUCGGAAAGUAUUCAGACCCCUUGACUUUUUCCACAUUUGUUUCGUUACAGCCUUAUUCUAAAAUGUAUUAAAUUAUUUCUUCCCCCUCAAUCUACACACAAUACCCCAUAAUGACGAAGUGAAAACAGGUUUGUAGAAUUGAUUGCCAAUUUAUAUUUAAAAAAUUAAAAACAACAUACCUUAUAUUUACAUAAGUAUUCAGACCCUUUCCUAUGAGACUUGAAAUUGAGCUCAGUCGCAUCCUGUUUCCAUUGAUCAUCCUUAAGAUGUGUUUACGACUUGAUUGGACUCCUUUAAUAAAUUCAAUUGAAUGAACAUCACUUGAAAUAGUCAUUGUAAAAUAUUGGUACUGCUAAGCAGUAAUUUUCAAAGAUGGCUGCCACAGCCCCCAGGGGCCAAAUCUAUGGUGGCUCCGCAUCAAAAUAUGUUCAGGCUAUGUAAAUCUACUUCUCUACCAAAUGCAUUUCUCAAAAUAGUCCUUCUGAACUGUAAAAUAGUUAGUCGGCAGCCAUGUUGUGAGAUGGCCCAAAUCUGGGGUGACUCAAUAUCUAAAUAUUUUCAGCUCUAACUUGGUUCCUUUACCGCAAAGCAGUCCUCUAUAUAAAUUGUAUAUUAAGUAUAGCCACUUUUAAAAACAGCUUGUGCUUGAGUAACAUUUUGCAGCGUAACCACUCUACUGUUGACAGACUCUAUAAACAAAUAGCAUCUGACCAAAUUAUGCAAGAUUUUGGUUCUGGGUUAACAGAGAUUACAAUUAACUACAUGAGUGUUAUAUUUGUAUUACAUUAUCAAUGGUAAGUGCAGUGUAUUUCUUCUGGGCGGCAUAAAGGACAUGUUACAGUCUAUAUUUAAGCAAGCAUUACACACCCUAUUACAAAUUAGAACAUUUGAUUUUAGUGAAUGUACACAUCUUGUCAUAUUGUUUAACUACCUAAUCUACAUACUUAAAAACCCUGAAAGAAUACAUGCCAGUCCCCUCUGCAAUUAAAACAUACAUGACACCCC
Messenger RNA from Oncorhynchus keta (chum salmon), 4947 nucleotides. It is a transcript of the gene cfap263, whose product is annotated as coiled-coil domain containing 113. Gene Ontology annotation, biological process: cilium assembly. Gene Ontology annotation, cellular component: axoneme; ciliary basal body. The record is from RefSeq and is a predicted model, not a curated record. The coding region runs from base 124 to 1230 and encodes 368 amino acids. Lineage: Eukaryota; Metazoa; Chordata; Actinopteri; Salmoniformes; Salmonidae. The transcript is spliced from 8 exons.